Odontomachus brunneus is the source of this 5777-nucleotide messenger RNA. RefSeq names its product myosin-IIIa-like. The coding region runs from base 390 to 5354 and encodes 1654 amino acids. Gene Ontology annotation, biological process: protein phosphorylation. The transcript is spliced from 17 exons. NCBI's taxonomy places the organism in Eukaryota, Metazoa, Arthropoda, Insecta, Hymenoptera, Formicidae. Gene Ontology annotation, cellular component: myosin complex. Gene Ontology annotation, molecular function: ATP binding; protein kinase activity; protein binding. The record is from RefSeq and is a predicted model, not a curated record.
AGCAGCGGGCACUCGUGCAGUCGUGCUCCACGACGCUUGAUCCAUACACUGUUUUACCUCUACGCUGCUACCGGUCGGCAGGUAGCAGCCGCGAGGUACCGUGAACUCGUCUCGCCGAUUCCGACGCGAACGUUCCUCCGUGCUCGACGCGCCGAUUACGGGCCGACUCGUCUCGGGCGCGACGAGUCGCGUCGCGGGCAUUCCUCGCGUGUACAUUAUUCACUUUUUAUUUCUCGCUCUGACUCGUGACUUACCAGACAACUUUAUCUUCCCGUCGGAGACCUCACCGGAACACGAAACGUGCCAUAGAAGAAAGAAGAGUAUUCACACCACCGUGAAGUGGGCCAGAAAACUAUUGUUUUAUGCUUUGAGUAGCACUGAAUGAAACAAUGUGGCAAGAAAUGACCGGAGACGGGACCAAUAUGGCGUACCACGGCCUGAGCCAACAUGUUAACUUCGACAUGAUACCGGAUCCAGGCGGGCGUUUUCAAUUGGAGGAACUUAUUGGCGAAGGUACAUACGGUGAAGUGUACGCCGCUUACGACAAAGAAACUAAUACCAAAGUGGCCAUCAAAAUAUUGGAGAAUGUCGCAGACAACAUUGAAGAGAUCGAGGAGGAAUACUUAGUACUGAGAGAUCUGAGCAUGCACCCUAACAUUCCUCUCUUCUACGGCUUGUUUCUGAAACGUGCAAAGCCCGGUCAAGAAGAGGAUCAACUAUGGUUCGUGAUGGAGUUGUGCACCGGAGGCUCGGUGACCGAUCUCGUACAGGGUCUUAAGAAACGCUGUAGCCGCUUAAAGGACGACCAGAUAGCUUAUAUCUUGAAGGAGACUGUCGAGGCGCUCAUCUUCCUGCACAGUAAUCACUGUAUGCACCGCGAUGUGAAGGGUCACAACAUCCUGCUCACCGAAGAAGCGCGCGUCAAAUUAGUCGAUUUCGGUGUAUCGUCGCAUUUGGCCGCGACACUUGCCAGAAAAAACACGUCCGUUGGAACGCCGUAUUGGAUGGCGCCGGAGGUGAUAGCUUGCGAGCAGCAACUGGACUCAUCGUACGACUCACGUUGCGACGUCUGGUCAAUCGGCAUCACCGCCAUUGAACUAGCCGAGGGUGACCCACCCUUGUCAGAGUUGCACCCCAUGCGUGCGCUCUUUCAAAUCCCUCGCAAUCCGCCACCUUCGUUGAAGGCUCCGGACAUGUACUUGCCAGAACUAACGGACUUCAUAGCCGAGUGUUUGGUAAAGGAUCUUGAACAUCGGCCGUUUGCAAGCGAAUUGAGAGAGCACCCUUUGUUGAUGAACGUGGAGCCGAAAGUGGAGAGAAUCAGGCAACAGCUAAGAGAAGAGAUUCGCAGGCAGAGAGCCGAGGGUCGCGUUCACCGGCAACCUGAGGUGACCACUAAGCACGGUAAAUUGAAAACAGACCGCAAAACUAGGCCCGAGAAGAUGUACAUGGACGAUCUAGCGGCGUUAGACAUGCUGUCGGAAGAGGCGAUCGUCGAACAAUUGCAGCACCGAUACGAGCAAGCGCAAAUCUACACGUACAUCGGCGACAUACUGGUUGCCGUUAAUCCCUUCACCAAUCUCGGCCUGUACACCGGCAUUGAGCAAAAACGAUACAAGGGCCAAGCAAGAUCGGACAAUCCUCCACAUAUAUUCGCCGUCGCCGACGCGGCUUAUCAAGCACUGCUUCAUCAACGUCAAAAUCAGGCGAUUGUUAUCAGUGGCGAAUCAGGAGCUGGCAAGACGGAGAGCGCGAAUCUGCUGCUGAAGCAGCUCGUAUAUCUCAGCAAGGCGCCGAAUCGAAACUUAGAGGAAAGGAUACUUCAGAUCAAUCCCAUAAUGGAGGCGUUCGGCAACGCUACGACCGGCAUCAACGCCAAUUCUUCCAGAUUCGGCAAGUACUUGGACCUAACAAUGACGAAGGCCGGUAAAGUGACUGGCGCGCGAAUCUCGGUGUAUCUUCUGGAACAGUCGCGAGUGGUCGCCCAAGCCGAGGGCGAGCGGAAUUUCCAUAUCUUCUAUUACAUGUACGAUGGCCUGGAGGCGGACAAUCGGCUCUCGGAAUUUUUCCUCGACUCUUCGCUUCGGAGGUAUCAUCGAUACCUCACACAUCACAGUCACACGUCGCAGACUCACAUCGACAAAUUUCAGCAGCUUAAGGUGGGCUUCAAGGUGCUCGGGUUUCAGGAUAGCGAGGUGGACACUGUGUAUCGAGUUUUAGCUGCUAUACUGCAUCUGGGUGACAUCGAAUUUGCCGAGGUGGCGACCGAGGACAACACCGACAAUAAAAGCCGGGUUAUCGAUACCGCUCCGUUGCACACAGUUUCGAAACUACUUGGCGUCGAACAGAACGAUCUGCUGGAAGCUUUGACGUCAAACUCGGUCAUGACCAGAGGCGAAACAAUUACACGGAACAAUACAGUGGCCGAGGCUUGUACGGCGCGCGACGCCAUGGCAAAGGGUCUCUACGGUCGGCUGUUCGAUUGGAUGGUCAACCAGAUCAAUUGUUUGCUGUGUUUCAGCCGCUCGCCGAAUUACGAGCCGCUGGCGAUCGGGUUGCUCGACAUCUUCGGCUUCGAGAACUUCCCCAGGAACUCGUUCGAGCAGCUCUGCAUCAACAUAGCGAAUGAGCAGAUACAGUACUAUUUUAACCAGCAUAUCUUCACUUGGGAGCAACAGGAGUACAUGGCCGAGGGGAUACCCGUGGACCUGGUCGAGUUCUCUGACAAUCGACCGGUACUCGAUAUGUUGCUUAGCAAGCCCAUGGGACUCCUGGCGCUUCUCGAUGAGGAAAGCAGAUUCCCCAGAGCGACUAAUCGAUCUUUGAUCGAAAAAUUCCACAACAACAUUAAAUCCAAAUUCUACGUACGACCAAAAUCAGACGCGGUGUGCUUCGCGAUUCAUCACUUCGCUGGUCGCGUGGUUUAUCAAGCUGAGGGCUUCCUCGAGAAGAACAGGAACUUUCUGCCGCCUGAGGUCAUUCAACUGGUGCGACAAUCGCAGUACGACAUGGUCCGUUUCCUGUUCCAAUGCCCGAUCACGAAGACCGGUAAUCUAUAUUCAGCGUUGCAAGAGAACGACUCGAGAAAAUCGCACUCGAAUCAGAAUACGAAGGAACGAUACUCCAGUCGCGGUUUGGCAUCGCAAUCCAGAGCUCAGCAAACGGUGGCGACGUACUUUCGCUAUUCGUUGAUGGACCUGCUACAGAAGAUGGUAUCCGGUUCACCUCAGUUUGUUCGAUGCAUCAAGCCGAACGAUUCGAAAAGCCCACGCUUUUUCGACAAGGAGAAGGUUGUCAAGCAGUUGAGGUACACAGGUGUUCUCGAGACAAUACGAAUCAGACAGAAUGGAUUUUCUCAUAGGAUACCGUUCAACGAAUUUCUUAAAAGAUAUUGUUUCCUCGCUUUCGGCUAUGACGAACGCGUGAUCGCCAAUCGGGAAACCUGCCGGCUGCUUCUGAUACGCCUCAAGAUGGACGGUUGGGCGUUAGGCAAAACGAAAGUUUUCCUCAAGUACUACCACGUCGAAUUUCUCUCGAAGCUUUACGAGGAACAGCUGAAGAAGAUCAUCAUAGUACAAGCGUGCGUCCGUCGGUGGCUCGCAAAGAUGAAAUUCAAGAAGCAAAAGUGGCAAUUCGCUGUGUCGGUAGUCACGUUACAACGUCACAUUCGAGGAUGGUUGUCGCGAAAGCACACGGAAGAGAUGUUGGCUCAGAAACGCGCAGAGGAGGAAAAUUCAGCCCUCAUUAUACGAAACGAGAUGAAACGUAAAGCGCAAGAAAACACUGACAUUAAUAGACAGGAGGGGCAGCAACAAGGACGUAAGAAUCUAGAGAAGAACGAUGCCGCGAUUAUCAUACAAAGUCACUUCCGCGGUUAUACUAUCCGCAAACGUUUUGGCUACGAACUGGAGGAGCGUUUCAAAAGGAUCUUGAAUAACUACGACAACAUCUACGACGGCCACAAGGCGUUGCUGCGAGAAGGACUGAAACAUGAGGACGCGGCUCUUAUCGUGCAGAGAUGGUACAAGAAAGAAGAGAAAGUAAUGAGGAAGAAACCGAAGGCGAAAGACCCAAUACAUCCCAAACUACGACAAGCAGAUUUGAUUCAGUUCUCUCAAAAUGUACACAUGAAGAACCAGGAUUUGCACAAAAAUCUGCGUCGCAACAAGCCUGGCAUCAGAUUGAGCGAUAUCGAGGAACCACCGCUCAACUAUGUGCGUCCUGAAGGAUUCAACAUGGUGCAGUCAAUAUUGCAGUACCGCAGCGGGACGCAACCGGACGAGGAAAACACUGUCAAGUAUUACCGGGACCUGAAGGAGGAGAUGAGCAGUGGUUCGGAAUUCGAAGACGACGAAGUUGGCUGGGACUUACCGUUGAUACGGCUAGAAAAUGACCUCCACCCAUCGUCGAGGAAUCGGAGUGGUCAGAUUCUGGAAAUGAGUGCCGAGAGAAGGGAUCGUGCGGCUCAGGGCGAUUUUGCGGUGGCGCCAGAGAAACAUCUGUCAGAUAUAUGGCACAAAGCUCUGAGACAUCCGUCCGAUCUGCGCGAAAACGAGAGCUCCAAGAAGAAUGUAAGUACAACGAUUAAUGACCUGCAUAGCGGCAAUAACGUGCAAUCGCAAGCAGGCAAGCAACGUAAAACCGAUUCUCCGCAUAUCCACGAUUCAACUGGCCUACGAUUCGUAAUCGACGAUCGAUAUAACCACGGGAGCGAACGACAGAGCACUUUCAAUGGACAUAAUCUCGUUAACGGACACCAUAAUCCCAUCAACGAAUAUCACAUGCCGGUCAAUGGCUACAACAUCCGUCAGACACCCCACAAGACAAACAACCGCAUUGUUAAGAGUCAAGUGAAUAUUUCGAGCACCGUACACACCGAAUUAACCAACGGCUCGAUAACCACUAACAACGGUUCCGAGAAGACAUCCGGUCGGUCGAGUCCUAAGCCAAACGGUUAUCUGAUAAAGAACCAUCAAAACAAUGUAUAUCACAAGAACGGUAUCAACCGGUUGAGCGACGCAAAUGACAAGCCUGCGGAACACAAGCAGUUGCAGAAAGAAGACACGUUCAAUAUCGCGGCUAACCUGCGGCAGCUGCUGAGACCCACCGUGAUCGAGAAGCGACAAGAGAUCAGCAAGGUCGAGUACGACGCAGAGGACAUUAAUGGACCGUACAAUUUCAGGCAAUUGCUGAGACCGACCGGAUAUCUGCCGACUGAAUCAUUAAGGAAGAGAAAAGGGGAAUUAGUUUCCAACAGAGUCCCACUGCCGAAGGAUAAAGUUCCGGAGAAGCAUGUGAAGAGAAGAGCGCCGUUGGCGCCAACCCAAAACAAAAUGGUCAACGGGAAAAAGUGAGGUCACUUUGUGUUACUUAACGUUUUAGUUUCAAGUAUUCUUCUGUUUCAAGAGGAUAUCACCGAGUUUGAUUCAGUGUUUGAUAGACAAUCCGACGUAGCCGCAUUAUAAAGUACCGAAGAUCGACUAAUUGAUUAGUAAAUUAGUUAAUUUAUAAUGAUGAGAAGAAAAGACCGUAUAUAUUGUCGAGUUACAUUUACUUUAUAUUAUUUAUUAUAUCGUUCCCUUGUUGAGAAUCUAUGAAACUUAGCGACUGUCUAGAACUAGUCACGUCUAGCUUUACUUAAAUUAAACGUUUAUCAUCGAUGUAAGUAACAAAUAAAUUAUGCUCGUUAAUUAUUUGUACGAUUACUCGUCAAAAUACUGACGGAAAUCUGAAAGUUUGUUCAAAGUAAAGCACCACAUGUUGUGAUAAUUGCUCAA